AGUAACUUCUGCUUUUGGCAACGUUUCGGGGGUCUGCUGGUGAACAAUUACCGGGUUUGUGUUUCCUCCCUCCUUCAAAUACUCGCUCAAAUCGAAAGUGAAAGGAACCCGUCGCUUACAUAAGAUGCACGGAUGACUAAAAUAUUUUCCUUUGAUUGGCAUCAGCAUGAAGCAGGACAUUGUUAAACAAUUCAUAAAGAAACUUGACAGCUUCACUAUCUCAGAUUUCCAUGGUCUUAAGAGUCCAGGUCUGACAUGCUAUCUGAACAGUGUUCUCCAGGUGCUUUACAUGACCCAAGACUUCCGGGAGGCUGUACAACGGUGCUGCAGUGAGGAUUCAACAACAAUUGACUCACAGCUGGGAAGACUGUUUUCUGAUUUACAAACAAGAAUUGCCAAAACACAUCACAUCACAAAAAAACUGGGGAUCACAAACGUAUAUGAGCAACGGGAUGCUGCUGAGUACUUUGAGAAGAUCCUGUGUAUGACCAGUCCGGUUACAGCCCAGAUAUUCAAAGGGGAGCUGAAUCACAUCACAACAUGCCUGACGUGCAAAGAGAGGAACCAGUCCAGGAACUUAUUCUGGAUUCUACCAGUUGCAAUAGUAGAAUCGCAUUGUCACAUCUUCAGCGUGGAGAAAGGGUUGAAGGGAUUCUUUAAGGGGGAAAAAGUCUGCGAGGAUGACAAGAUGUACUGCAACCAGUGCAAUGAAAAGCAAAAUGCAGAGUUGCAAUGUGAGAUGACAAAAAAUCCAGAGAUUUUGACCCUCCUGCUGAAGAGAUUCAGCUUUGACUACAAGCUCAGGUGUUACGUUAAGCUCCAUUGCAACGUGGAUGUGCCAAAAAUUCUGUACAUCGGGACAUGCAAAUAUGACCUCUACGCUUUAGUGAACCACUUUGGGAAUCUGACAGGCGGUCAUUACACUGCACACAUCAAAUCUUUUGAAACGGACGGGUGGUAUCACUUCAAUGACGACAUUGUUAACUUGGUUCAACCACCAUUUUUUGGGGCUGAAAAUGACUCCCUAAGGUCUUGUACAGCUUACCUCCUCAUGUACAAGAAGGUGUGCAGACAUCCUGAACAACAUGAUUUAGGAGUCGGUGCUGAAGGAAGACAAGACGACACCGAGAGAGGAGAGCUUCCUGUUCCUCAUCAUCAACUCAAUGAUGGAAGCUGCAACGGAAGGGGAAACCUGAAGCUCCCGAAAGCGCCUUGUGGGAAGCAACACAGAAAAGACUCUGGAGCAGAUGGGGACAGUUUGCAAUCACACAAGUCAGAUUUUGCAACGCGACAAAAGAAUCACCAGAACAGACAGCAGCGUGAUAGGAACUCAGAGGAGCCCAUGCAGCUUUCAAACACCAGAGUGAACCACGCAGCACAUUUGGGAACACACAAGAUAAAUGAUGUGUUGGAGCAAUUUACAAAGAAAAGGCCAGAGGUGAAUGAGAGUGUCUGGGGAAAACAGAACCACAUAACUCAAAGAAGCCUUAUAAAUAGAGUCCAACAUGAGAAAGCAGAUAGAACACACCGGAAGAGUGAACAGAGAAGAGAGGCUGGUCUCUUGUGUAGUUCCGAUUUAAAGUCACUUCCUGUUUCCUCUACUUCUUCGCUUACAUACUUGACAGGACACAGGCAGAUUUGCAUGCAGCAAUCCAUUAAGUGUAACAACUCUCCAAAACUAUGCAACAUGUCGCACCAUUCAAUGACAGACUGGGAGACGAUGCAGCAUGUGGUGACUGCAGAUUGCACACAAACUGUGAGAAAAGGAAGGAAAAGUCCUAAGGAUAGAGGACAGUCUGCAAGGAGCACAGACACAAGAGCGCCAUGGAAGUGAUGAAAUGGCAGGGAUAAUAUCUGUUUCAUUUCGAUUUUUAAAAUAGUUUGAUAUGUGUAUGCUUUUUAAGUACGGCGUUUAAAUUAAAUGUUGAAUAAAAGGCUUGUUUUUCUUU
Molecule: messenger RNA, 1949 nt
Organism: Eleginops maclovinus (Patagonian blennie)
Lineage: Eukaryota; Metazoa; Chordata; Actinopteri; Perciformes; Eleginopidae
Product: ubiquitin carboxyl-terminal hydrolase 47-like
Exons: 11
Coding region: 167-1834 (555 amino acids)
Biological process (GO): protein deubiquitination
Cellular component (GO): cytosol; nucleus
Molecular function (GO): cysteine-type deubiquitinase activity
Source: RefSeq, a predicted model, not a curated record